CCGCGAACAGUGCGAAGGGGAAUUUUGACGUGAAGUGUGAAAGCACGUGUUUUGUUUUGGAAAAUUGUGCUGCAGAAAAAUAGUGAAAAAUGGCUCUGAAAGCACUGAAAACAAAAAAGUCGAAAAGACAGCCGGCGAAGAUAAAGUACAAGAUUGCGAAGAAAGUCCGGGAACAUCACCGGAAGCUUCGCAAGGAAGCUAAGAAGGCUGUCAAGGCAGGCAGGAAAGGUAAGGGGGCGAAGAAGAAGAUGAUCCAGGUGCCGAAUAUUUGUCCCUUCAAGGAGGAAAUCCUUAAGGAGGCGGAGGAAGCAAAACAGCAAGUUGAAGAGGAGAGAAAACAGCGCCGGGAACUCUUGAAGCGCAAGAGAGUGGAAGGUCAGACUCUAGAAUCGUUGGUGGCGAGUGCAGAAACUCGUGGAGCCAUCCAUGAUGCGCUGUCCGUGAAACCGAGCACUUCCACAGAGGGGAAAGUGUAUAAGGAGGAAAAGUCCAAGGAAAACUCCCUGAAGGCAUAUUUCAAGGAGUUCAAGAAGGUCAUCGCGGCUGCUGAUGUAAUCCUGGAAGUUGUGGAUGCUCGAGAUCCUCUGGGAACUCGAUGCGAGGAGGUGGAGAAGGCUGUCAGGUCUGCUGGCAGCAAGAAGCUCGUGGUGGUGUUAAAUAAGGCGGAUUUGGUGCCUCGUGAAAAUCUCCAGACUUGGCUGAAAUACUUGAGACAAUUCGGUCCUGCCACAGCAUUCAAGGCCUCCACACAGGAUCAAGUGCAGAAGUUGGGACGCAGGAAGUUCCACGAGAGAAACAGUGAGAAAGCGCUUCAGGGAUCAGUUUGCGUCGGAGCUGAAUUGUUGAUGUCAAUGCUGGCGAACUAUUGCAGGAACAAGGGGAUUAAGACGUCGAUCCGCGUAGGAGUUGUGGGGAUUCCCAAUGUGGGCAAGAGUUCAGUGAUAAAUUCUCUGAAGAGGAGCCGCGCCUGCAACGUUGGCUCCACUCCGGGAGUCACGAAGCAGAUGCAAGAAGUGGAGUUGGACUCGAAGAUCAACCUCCUUGAUUGUCCAGGAAUCGUGUUCUCCAAGGGGAACGAAAAUGAUGCUGGGUAUGUUCUGAAGAAUGCCCUGAAAGUAUCCGACGUGAAGGAUCCUGUCGGUGUGGCCACAGCAGUUCUGCAGAGGGCGAGCAAGAUGUUCUUCUGCAAGCUGUAUGAUAUCACGAUGUUCGAAACUCCGGAGGAGUUCUUCGCCAAGAAGGCAAAGAGAAUGGGGAAGAUCAAGAAGGGAGGACGCUUGGAUGUCUUGGCGGCUGCCCGGAGUGUGUUGGAUGACUGGAAUACCGGAAAGAUUCGAUACUGCACGCAUCCGCCGGAGAAUAUGCAGAUGGAUUGCCACGUGAGUGCCGCCAUUGUGAGUUCAGAGGCAAGAGAAUUCGACGUGGAGAACUUUGAGCAGAUGGAGACUGAGAUGAUGGACGGAUUCGGCGUGGUGAAGAAGGAGGAAGUGAUGGAGAUUGUUUCUUCAGGGCCGCUGAAGAUGCAAGAAGUUGAGGAUGAUGAAGAGAUUAUUCCGGCCAGGACGCAGAUAAUUGAGAAGGACGAGGAGAUGAAGGAAGCCGGUCCAAGUGAGUCUAAAAGAGUGAGGAGGGGCGAGCCUGAACCUGAAAAGCUGCCCACAGGAGAGGCGGCAAUCACUGGGAAUCAGACGCUGAACAAGGACUUGAAGAACCGCCUGAAGAAGCAGAAGAAGCGCCAAGUGAAGUCGCAGAAGAAGGUUGACAGUGUCACAGAUGUUCUGGAUAAUCUCAGCUUUGGCAUAAAGGAUGAGGAUUCGGAUGGAGACUACAGCUUUGACACUGACUUCAAUAGGAAUUGAAGAGAAUCUGUAAAAUAAUCUUUGAAAUUAAAGAUUGCGAAUCAAA
This is a messenger RNA of Phlebotomus argentipes, 1905 nucleotides long. It is a transcript of the gene Ns1, whose product is annotated as guanine nucleotide-binding protein-like 3 homolog. Lineage: Eukaryota; Metazoa; Arthropoda; Insecta; Diptera; Psychodidae. The record is from RefSeq and is a predicted model, not a curated record. The transcript has 2 exons. Gene Ontology annotation, cellular component: nucleolus. Gene Ontology annotation, molecular function: GTP binding. Bases 90 to 1859 code for a protein of 589 amino acids.